Suillus clintonianus is the source of this 1995-nucleotide messenger RNA. RefSeq lists its product as uncharacterized. Bases 1 to 1995 code for a protein of 664 amino acids. Lineage: Eukaryota; Fungi; Basidiomycota; Agaricomycetes; Boletales; Suillaceae. The record is from RefSeq and is a predicted model, not a curated record. The transcript has 4 exons.
AUGCCCACUGCGUUAACCAAGUUCACUCCUUACAGCCGUCCAGAUGCGGCUAUCAGUGCCCUGGACGCCAGAGCCAUUGGCUAUCAAGCACCGCUUGUCAUCACCACUCCGAAUAUGGAUUGGGUACUGGAACUCCACAAUGACAAUAUAGAAGAACUCACGGCUCGGGCAGAUGGACGUUUUGGAGCGGCUGAUUGUUUUCAAUGGCCACAGAUGUAUUGUAAGGAGUUCGAAUACACUGUCUGCAUCCCUCGCAAGGAUACCUCAUCGAUUGACCUGCAAUUCGCCUGGUUCACUCCCACUACAGCCGACUUCGCCAUUCAACCUGGGACUGCAUUUGCCGUCGGUACUCUACACUCACAUAUCGUCGACGGUAUUGACAACUUGCUUACCAUUGCUCGCAAGCGAGUUCAACCAUGGCAGGCAAAUCGUGCAGGCAAGAAGGACAUCGUCACCAACAUGCUCGCAUCCCUCAAGCACGACAUCAAUGUGCUCCGCCGACAUCCCUUGACGUACCGCGAUAUCAUCAUCUUUGUUGCUCAAGCGCAGCGCUCAUUCCUCGACAUCAUAGCUUUCAUGGAUUACAUUGAAAUAGUCCAACCUCGUCUCACCUCAGGCUGGUCCUCUUGGGGUCCACUUGAAGGGAACUCGAGAUGGAUGGGUUGCUUUACUACUGAUUCAAAGAUCUGCGACAUAUAUCUCAAUGCCGGCGUGCCCGUGUGGCUUGUUCGCGCAGAGGUGUAUAUUUCUCCCCAGAUGAACAUCAUCAAACCUGUCGUACUGACAUUCCCGGACGAUCUGACAAAGAACGUCUAUUGUGAAGGCAACAUCGCGCGACCAUUCCCCCUCCUGUAUCGUGGCCCUGGUGGCUUCAACCGUCACUUUCAUACCCGUCGGGCCUACACUGGCACUUUCGCUGUGAACCCUGGUGCCCCAUUGCCUUCGACACUGCCUCAAAACCCAGCUAGUGGUAAAGCCCCCUCUCGGGGACAAAAAAAUAAGAAGGCACAAAAGAUUACUUCCUCUCAAUUGAUGAAGCUGAAAGAUUCUAAGAUUGCUGACGCUCAACCUAACCAUGACAAAUGGGAGGACCUCCGCCGCCCAGAAAACCCCGAAGCCAUCGGCUUUUGGACUUCCGCCUUCCAGAAAGCGAACAAGGACAAAAAUCGUGUGAAAAAGGGUCUCGUUGACCAAGGGUAUCGGUUCCCUGAGCCUGCGCUUCUCAUCACUCCCAGUUCACCGGAGCGGAAGAAAUUGUUUGUUGCAAACUGGCUUGCUGCACGACCGCUGUGGAUCAGCCGUGUCGAUCACAACCCUCCAGAGCGCUUUCCCUCGCCACAACUUUGCCCCUCUGGCGAGCCCUCCACAAUAGCUUCAUCAUCGUCUGCAGGUCCUACUGCUGCAGCUACGCAGAAGCAAGCAGCCACACAAAUAUUUGGCGAAGAUCUUCGGGACGCCCAGGGUACCACAUGGGCCAUUGGCGAGAACGUGCAGUGGCGCAAUAUGACGAUAUCAAUAAUAUCUCUUUGCGACCCUCCUUCGCGCUUGAUGCGCCUUAUCCUGUGGGAGUUGUACGAGCUCAAUUUCCGUUAUGAGCUUCUAGCUCUAGAUCGAGUCAUGGCCCGCGCAUCGUGGGAGGAGUCACAACAUAAUCGCCGGGAUCUCCUUUAUAGUAUUUUCCCUGAAGAGGGCGGCUUUGUGAUGUGGUCAUCCUCUUUACCCGAUGACGAUAGUGGGUUGUGGGGUCGUCGGAUAAUUGACGCUUUCCCCUACGUCAACAAUUUCCGCAAGUUGUUGUCCUGCUGGGAGGAUUCCCCACCACGCCUCAAUGCACCAUUGGAUGCAAGUGCGUUCGAUGCUACCACGUACUUCCAGGUCAUGCAACAGGCUUGCGAUUUUUACGUGCAAUGUUUCUUCGACCACUUUGGCAGGCCCCCCGUCAUCCCGCACCGCUUUCCUGUGCAAUAUUUCUGCAAGUUUCAUUCCGCGAUCUGA